AUUCAACCAGAAAAUAUGAUGUUCGUUUGUCUGUGGAUAUACGAUAUCUCAUCGUCACAAAUACGACAUUGCGACAAUCACCUGUUCAACUUAUUGUAUUUUUGCGAUUUUUUACAUCUGAGCGAAUGGAAUUAGCUUAUCAAUGAAACACAUCAAUCUUAGCAAUGUAUGCCGUGGUGCAAUUCAUCGAAAAACAGAAACUCAACGUUCUCACCGUUCCGCUUACAUGGGUGGAAGGUGACAUGCUAAUGUGGCCAGAAUCGACACACGAUGUUAUUGAAAAUAUUCGCGUCCGAGGACAACCUUACGGCGGUCCUACCAGAGCAAUUCCGAUGAUUUUAGAAGGACAGUUCAACCAUUUCGACGAAGCUGAAAGAUUCGCGGCAACGAUUAUGGCAGCGAAUGAUAUUAAACGUGUUGCAGUGCAAGAUCUCAGGGAUGAAUUAUUUGAAAAUGCGGUGAAUUGCCUAAAUCAAUCGCGUUCAUGUCAACAAAUCUCCCCCUUGAAACUGGAAAUAGAUGAACCAACGUAUUCUCACAUUGAAUCAUCAACCUUACCCAAUGAACGUAUUAAUAUCAUGAUUAAUAGUUAUCUAAAUAAUCCGAACACUGAACGCUUAUUUUUUUCAGAUGAUUCUGUUAUUCUCACACAUGCGGUACUAAAAAAAGAACUGGACAGUUUGAGAAAAGAUUUGACUAGUAUUAUUCAAACGACUGUUCAAGCAGCUGUUGAGAGCUGCUUGCAAACAAGAACGAUUCCAUUGGCGCCAGAAUUGAAAAGGCCAGCUGAAAUUCCAAAAUUGGUACAAGACGGUAAGAGUACUGUCGAAAAUCACAAACCGAUCAACAGUGAAGAGCAAAUCUGUAGAUGGAACAUUGAACUAGCUGACGAUGAAUUGUGUCAGCAAUAUCUAAAAUAUUUUGCAAAAAUCAUUACACCAAACUCACACUUGGGCAAGGGUGAUAAUGCUUGUUACACCAUUGUCGAUUGUUUGUUCACCCGGGAGUUCUGGAAUCAAUUCACCUGGACUGGAAUCAACCGAGGCAAGAAGUCAAAACGAGGUUUUAGAGAAUUCGGAAACGUUAAGCAACUGCUUCUGAACAUCAUUCGCAUUGGCGAUCCCUCCUACAAUGUUCACAAGCUGGAAUCAUUCUGCAAAACUCGCCUGUUUCGACACGCGAAAGCGCGCGCACUGAAUCCGCGGCUUCGUAAAUCUGUCUGUCGUCCUGGACGAUCCCGGGGAAGGACUGAACAUAUGUCUAGUGACAACGAUAAUGUUCAAGACAGUGGCACUGAUAGUGACCGUGGUAGUGCAAAUUUUAAGGGGCAGAGUUCAAGCCGAGCAAGUUGAUAGCAUAACUCGUUUGGGGGUUGAGUGUUCUUGCAUAUGCAUUCCAUUUGUUUUACUAUUUGACAAAGAUUACAUAAGUUACAGUGAUCGUAUCACUAGUUAAUAUUGUUUUUUAAGUUAGCAGUUUGAAUA
This is a messenger RNA of Topomyia yanbarensis, 1484 nucleotides long. RefSeq lists its product as uncharacterized. The record is from RefSeq and is a predicted model, not a curated record. NCBI's taxonomy places the organism in Eukaryota, Metazoa, Arthropoda, Insecta, Diptera, Culicidae. Bases 165 to 1352 code for a protein of 395 amino acids. The transcript has 4 exons.